GUUCCAGAUUACCUGUAUAUAACAUUCCAUGCGAAGGACAAAUGUAAUUUUGUAUCCAAAUAUCCAGUUCUAACAGACUACAUCUAUCUUCAUUGAAAACCCCGGUUCAUGUCCGAGUCAACCUACAAAACCGUCGCCGUCGCCGGAGCAGGGCCAAACCUGGGCCUCCCCAUCGUACGCGCCCUCCUCGCUCACAAUCUCUCAGUCAUAGUCCUCGUUCGACCUUCGUCUACCAGGGAGCUCCCCGCUGGAACCCGUGUCGUUGCAGUCGACUAUUCAGACGUGUUGGCAGCCACCUCGGUCCUGCGAGAGCAUCACGUUGAUGUGGUUGUCUCUGCUGUCUCCUCUGAGGGUUUACUAUCCCAGAUGCCUCUAGCUCAAGCUGCCAAAGCGGCAGGUGUGAAGCUCUUCGUGCCUCCAGAGUUCGGAAUGCCAACCGAGGGAGGUACGGAGGGCUUCGCAUUGGCAAAAUCACAGUUUGUUGAUUACCUGAAAUCUAUCGGAUUACCGUUUGCUAGAGUAUAUUGUGGCCUUUUUUACGAAUAUAUCCCAUGGCUAACAGGUGUCCCUGAUACUGGUAAAUUCUUGAUCGUCGGUAGUGGCAAAGUACCUGCAUCGUUCACAGCCAUCGAGGACGUCGCAGGUUUUCUUGCACACAUCCUGACCACCCUGCCACCAUCCAAGCUCCAUGAUACCUCAUUCCGAAUCGAAGGGCAGCGAGGUAGCUUAGCCCAUAUUGCCAAGUUCUACGAGGGCAUUGCACCUGUCGAAUACGUCAAUACGAUGCCCGAUGGAGCCCCUGGAGCACAAGCGAGAGGCUACUUUCCGUCUGGCGCAACAGAGGUGAGGGACUACUUCCAGCAAAAGGUCGAAAAGGGUGCUGUUAGUGUUGGCUAUGACCCCGCGUUAGGUCGGGAAGGCGAGGUGCCUGUAGGACAUUCGAAUGCGCUUUGGGAAGGCCAUCAGUGGAAAACCGUGAAAGAAGUAUUGGAUCUUUAGAGAUGCGAAUUGUAAUAUUGAAUGGCAAGGGUAAUCGUUGUAAGUAUGCCAUAUCGAAUCCCGUGUUGUAUUGUCUAUAUAAUGUCACUAAGAUCAGUCACCUAUGUGAAACCAAAAGAGU
Messenger RNA from Serpula lacrymans var. lacrymans S7.9, 1120 nucleotides. RefSeq lists its product as uncharacterized. The record is from RefSeq and is a predicted model, not a curated record. NCBI's taxonomy places the organism in Eukaryota, Fungi, Basidiomycota, Agaricomycetes, Boletales, Serpulaceae. Bases 109 to 999 code for a protein of 296 amino acids. The transcript has 4 exons.